GUCGAGCGCGGCUUCCGCCCGGAGUCCAGGAGUCCUGGCCUGUCGUCCUGCAGGUGUUUCCCGCUUCAGUUAGCAGCCGCCUCCUUGUUCCCAGUUUUGAUUUUCACACCCAACUUCUCAUCCUUCACAUCCCAGUUCCAUCUUCAAGUUACUGCAGAAUCUGAACCCAGGAAAGAAACCCACGUGUUGCCUGUCCACCCGUGGACAGCCAGGUGAGGUUCUCCCCCGGCUUUCGGGCCUCGCCUUUCCCUCUCUCCCACCAGUUCCCCGAAAGCCCUCUACUGCCCCGACCAUGACCCAGAAGCCGAAGGUAGACCCCCAUGUCGGGCGGCUGGGGUAUCUGCAGGCACUGGUCACGGAAUUCCAGGAAACCGAGAGCCAAGACGCCAAGGAGCAAGUACUCGCCAACCUUGCCAACUUCGCCUAUGACCCCAACAACUACCAGUAUCUGCGACAACUUCAAGUCGUGGAUUUAUUCCUCGAUUCUCUGUCGGAAGAGAAUGAGACCUUGGUGGAGUUCGCUAUUGGGGGCCUCUGCAACCUGUGCUCAGACAGGGCCAACAAGGACCACAUUCUGCAAGCAGGCGGCAUCCCACUCAUCACCAACUGCCUGUCCAGUCCCAACGAGGAGACAGUGUUGUCUGCAGUCACCACGCUCAUGUAUCUGAGCUCACCAGGUGCCAGCUCCCACCCUGAGCUGACCUCCACACCUGUGGUCCAGUGCAUGCUGCGCUUCUCUCUGUCUGCUAACACAAGGCUCCGGAACCUGGCCCAGAUCUUCCUGGAGGACUUCUGCUCCCCAAGUCAGGUGGCUGAAGCCCGCAGCUGGCAGGCUCACUCUGCCAUGGGUAUACCACUGCCAAGGACUGAGGCCCCCCAGCAACCCUGACCAGGGCAGCUCCCAGUGCACGGCACUGUUAUUGCUGGGGACCGCAGUCCUGGCACGGAAGUAAGGGAGCAUAUUCUGCCAAAGUGGUGCCUGUUUUACCAUCUUAAAGGUAAAGGUUUUCGGCACAACAGGUGUGAUGAAAAGGCAAGAGCAGUGAGGACGCCGGACUUUGAGACCCGGAGGAAGUCAAAGCUAGUGCCGUCUUCCUGCGCUGACACUCAGCAGACUGGAGAUAAGGGACCUAUCCCCAUGAUACCCACCUCCAGGCGCACACCCUCAUGUCAGAGCUGGGGCCUCUAAAUCAGAGGGCGUGUGGGGAGCAGAGCCGGAAUGAAGGCUUAGGAGUGGUGCCUGUGCCUGAGGAAACGAGAGAUUAGCCCUUAACCGGAGUGUCUGGAGUAAUUCUGAAGUGGACAUGAGAAGUCUCAUCUGAAAGGACCUCACAGGGCAGGGGUGUCGCUCAGUGAGAGUGUGCUUGGCAUGCACAAGGCCCUGGGUUUCACCCAGCACUGCAAGGAAAAAGAAAAAGAACUUAAGACCCGGGAAGCUGAGGUGUCACACCCCUCCCUCCAGGGCUGUGGAGGACCUCCCCCUCAAGUCUCCAGGCUGGCCAUCUGGACACGGUGGACUCUGACCUGUGUAACUCUGUGGCCUGGGAUUAACUGUCUCCACAGCCCUUCUGUCUGGAAGGUACCAUAUAAAGGUUUCAAAGACGAAGAUGUGGCCCCGGACCUUGUGAUGCAGCCCAGCGACUGUUCACAUGUCCAGCAGGCAUUAAGACCAAGGCACUGAGGGUGAUGUCACAUCAGGAUAAAGGCAGGACCCCUGGGAGCUGGCCCUUCUCCCCUCACUCCUCCAAAGCCCCCAGCCAAAAGCCUGGCCCUCCUCUGCUGUCACAGGUAGCAGUCAGGGAGGGGAGGCUUGCCCUGAGAUGUUCCCUCAGGCCCUUGGAUUUCAGGGGCACAAGAGAAAGGGUGAUGCUCAGGCAGAGAGGAAGAGAGGAGCAUGCACCCCACAGUGCUGGUCAACAGAGAGAAGAGUGUGAUCCCAGUGGAAAGUUGUGGUUCAAGAAAAAUGGAGGGUCCUGGCCUCUCUUAAGGCGUACCCCUUAGAUGGCCAUAGAAAGGCCGGGUGAGGAAUGCUAUUCAAGUGGGUGCGGAAGCAGGGGCAGGAGCCACUGGAUGGGCAAGGGAGGGAAGUCCCUUCUUACCAGCCCCUGUUCCAGCUGCACCCACCCAGGGCUCCUGCCCCUCUCCUUUCUCAAAUAAAGAAUUUUAAAAGACCAGACAGUCCAGGUUUUUUAU
This is a messenger RNA of Sciurus carolinensis (gray squirrel), 2193 nucleotides long. It is a transcript of the gene Armc7, whose product is annotated as armadillo repeat containing 7. The record is from RefSeq and is a predicted model, not a curated record. Gene Ontology annotation, molecular function: protein binding. The transcript is spliced from 3 exons. NCBI's taxonomy places the organism in Eukaryota, Metazoa, Chordata, Mammalia, Rodentia, Sciuridae. Bases 293 to 889 code for a protein of 198 amino acids.